CUUCUUUUUUUCCCGGGAAAAAAAAAUCUCAGCAGUUGUUCCCCAACGAGAUGAUCCAUUCUCCUCUGAUACCUCUUCAUUUCAAUCCAAACUUCUCUCCAUUCCUCAAACCAAACACUAACAAGCUCUUCUCCAAUGCCCACCAAAAAUUUCCAAGGCCAUGGAGGCAUUCUCUCAGCUUGGUUUCUGCUCUUAAGCCAUUGGUCAAAGAUGGUGUUUUGAAAAUCAAUGACAAAGAGGCUUUGAAGAAUGUUCCUGAUAAUGUUCUUGUUUCUAAGCCUGUUGAUGGCUCUGCUGUCUUCUUAGGUGCUGUUUCUGAUGAGAUGAGUAGCCGCCAUGUUUUCAAGCUCGGAGUUCUUGAGGAUUGUCGAUUACUUUGCUUGUUUAGACAUAAGAUAUGGUGGAUGAUACCUCGAAUGGGGAAUUCGGGAAGUGAUAUUCCUGUGGAGACACAAAUGUUGCUUGUGGAAUCAAAGGAAGAGAAGGAAAGCCGAAAUGGUUCGAGUGAUUAUAUUCUCUUCUUGCCUGUGUUGGAUGGUCCCUUCCGAAGUAGUUUGCAAGGGAACUCUUUCAAUGAGCUUGAGUUCUGCAUCGAGAGCGGUGAUCCUGCUGUACAAGCAUCUCAAUUCAAUGAAUCAGUAUUUGUGAACUCUGGAAGCAAUCCCUUUGAACUUGUCAAUGAAUCAAUAAAGAAACUAAGAAGCUACAAAGGGACAUUUUCACUUCGUGAAGACAAAUCGAUACCAGGAAUGUUAGACUGGUUUGGUUGGUGUACAUGGGAUGCUUUCUACACCGAAGUUAGUCCUCGUGGAAUCGAAGAUGGUCUUAAGAGCUUAUAUGAAGGUGGCAUUCCUGUGAAAUUUUUGAUAAUUGAUGAUGGUUGGCAAGACAUAACUAAUGAGUUUCAGAAAGAAGGCGAACCACAUAUUGAAGGAUCUCAAUACGGAGCGAGAUUAGUUAGUAUCAAGGAAAACAGCAAGUUUAGGGGCUUGAAGGACUUCAUUACUAAGAUUAAGAAGACAUAUGGUUUGAAGUAUAUCUAUGCAUGGCAUGCCUUAAUGGGAUAUUGGGGAGGACUUGAACCAAAUGCACCGGGAACUAAGAAGUACAAUCCAAGGCUAGUAAUUCCUAACCAAUCUCCGGGAAACCUUGCGCAUAUUCGAGAUUUUUCUAUGGAUGAUGGCAUGCAAAUUUAUGGUGUCAGCAUGAUAGACCCGGAAAAGAUAUUCGAAUUCUAUGAUGACUUACACAGCUACCUCGUAUCGCAAAAUGUGGAUGGAGUUAAGGUCGAUGUGCAGAAUAUACUCGAGACAAUUGCAGCCGGUUAUGGAGGCCGGGCCUCGUUGACUCAAUGGUUCCAUCAAAACCUUGAAAGGUCCAUUGCCAAAAAUUUUCAGGAUAACAGCAUAAUUUGCUGCAUGUGUCAAAGUAAUGACUCAAUUUACAGUGCAAAAGUAAGUGCUGUUGCAAGAGCUUCAGAUGAUUACAUGCCGAGAGAUGCAUCAUCGCAAACAUUGCAUAUUGCUACUGUUGCAUUCAAUAGCCUUUUUUUGGGAGAGAUUAUGGUUCCAGAUUGGGACAUGUUUUAUAGCCGCCACUAUGCUGCUGAAUUUCAUGCUGCAGCGAGAGCUUUAGGCGGUUGUGGAGUCUAUAUCAGCGAUAAACCGGGUGAGCAUGACUUUUCACUGCUGAAGAAGCUUGUACUCCCCGAUGGCUCAGUACUCCGGGCGAAGUAUCCUGGAAGACCUACAAGAGAUUGCUUAUUCAGUGAUCCAGUUAUGGAUGGAAAAAGUCUCUUGAAGAUAUGGAAUUUGAACUCUCUUUCUGGAGUGAUUGGUAUUUUCAAUUGCCAAGGAGCAGGUACUUGGCCAGGCAUGGUCAGUAAUGAAGACGGCAACAGUUCGGAUAGGAUACUCACUGGUUCUGUUAGACCUGUAGACAUUGAAUUUCUUGAAAAUAUUGCCGGAAAGGAUUGGACCGGAGAUUCUGCAGUUUAUUCUUUCAAUGCUGGAUCUCUGUCCAGAUUGUCCAAGAAUGAAACAGUUACUGUUUCAUUAAAAGUAUUAGAAUGUGAACUUUUUACCAUAUCUCCAAUCAAGAAAUACAGUUCCAACAUUGAAUUUGCACCAAUUGGAUUGAUAAAGAUGUACAAUUCUGGUGGAGCUGUUGAAUCUAUUGAUUCUGAUUUGAGAGACAAUAAUUCCAUCAUACAAUUAAGCAUCAGAGGCCGAGGAUCAGGCCUUUUCGGCGCAUUUUCAAGUGCGAAACCGAAAAGUUGCAAGCUUAACUCAAAAGAACAAGAGUUUAGUUUCAUUGUUGAUGAUAAUUUUUUGACAUUCAUGAUCCCCCCUAGUGAUUCUUCUUGGAAAAUAGAUGUUAGUUUUUAGACUUGAGAUAUUCUUUUCACAAAAUUCUUAUUGUGUAUAAUUCAACAGCAGUUCAUACUUGCUCAUUAUGACAGAGAUUUAUCUAUAUAAUAUAUUUUCUACUCAUAAUUUUUUCCA
Molecule: messenger RNA, 2504 nt
Organism: Dioscorea cayenensis subsp. rotundata (Guinea yam)
Lineage: Eukaryota; Viridiplantae; Streptophyta; Magnoliopsida; Dioscoreales; Dioscoreaceae
Product: probable galactinol--sucrose galactosyltransferase 2
Source: RefSeq, a predicted model, not a curated record